AUGCCCGCACUGCUCGUGUAUCUUAUCAUCCUCGCCAUCGCCGCCAGCGUCACCUUCGCGCUCUUUGGCGAGGUGGGAGAGGCGGAAGUGGCGCCAGCGGACGCGCUGGAGCUGUUUGCUUCUGCGACCCCCACAGCGAGCGGCGCCACGCCUCUCUCGCUGGAGGCGGCUGCCGAGACGAAGACCGGCGGUGACGACUGUGGUGCUCGCACGAACCAUGCCAUGUCGGUAGAUGAGAGCGGGAUGGCGCACAUCAAGUCGCUCUUAACGAAGUGCGGCGUGCCGCCUCAGCAGCAGGAGAUGAUAUCCUUCCUGGGCAGGCACUGCUGCGUGCUGCCGGUGAAGUCGAACACCGUCCGCGUGCUGAACCACCCCGCCGUCUUUUACGAGGAGCUGAAAAGGCGUGUCACGGCGGCGCAGCGCUCCAUCACACUCUCGGCCCUCUACAUCGGUGAUGGGCCCCUCUCGAGGGACUUCGUAGCAUGCUUGGAGGAGCGCGUGCGAUGGGCUGCAGCAGGCGGACACCCGUUCUCCAUCACGAUCCUGCUCGACUACAACCGCAUGCAGGACCGAAAGAACUUGGUUUCACUGAAGGCACUGAUGGAGCUGGCACAGCAGACGGCGAGCACGGCCUCGCUGCCCGUCGACGCAGUGAUAGCGGGAGCGAACGCGUCCUCUCCGGUGACGCGCUCGCCGUCCACGUUGGGAAGUUCCUCCAUCUUCGCAGACGGCGAGCGAGACGCCGAGGAGGACGAGGCGGUCCGUGGAGGCAGAUCAGACGGAGCAUCGGCCGCCACCUCCGCCACCGCAGCCGCGGCGUCGACCGGGGUAAAAGUAAAUCUCUUCCUCUACCAGAACCCCAGCAAGUGGAAUAGACUCUUCGCGCCCUUCGGGCGGGCCAAGGAGGCGCUCGGGGUGCAGCACACGAAAAUCUUUGUCUUCGACCAGCGCCACACCAUCCUGACCGGGGCGAACCUCUCAGACGACUACUUCGCCACCCGUAUGGAUCGCUACAUGAUCGUGGAGGACAACGCCCUCGUCGCGCGGUGGUUCACGCAGCUCGUGCGCACGGAAAAUCGCAUGUCGCACCCUGUCGUCUGCCGCAAGGAGUUUGCCAAGCAGCUCACUGGAGGCGGCGACACCUGUGCGAGUCGCACGCCUAACAAGAAUGGUGCGCUGGGGCAUUCUUCUUCUGCCGCUUCGCCGUCCUCACGCAUCGCGGCGGCAACCGCGAACGGCUCCGCGCCAGAGCCGCUGCAAUCUCUGUUACGUUGGGUGGCGGAGAGGGUGAUUCGCGCGGUGUCACCGCCGCUGACAUCGCUGGUGUCGCAACGCGAGGGGUCGCCAACGCUGCAUCGCAAGAGCAACCUUGUAAUCUUGGCGAACGCGCUCCAGGUGGACCCCUCCGUCGACACGGAGGCCUUCUGUGCGCGGGCCAACGCGCUGCUGCAUGACUUUGCCGCGUGGGCGCGGCGGCUGUGCGCAGCGGCGAAGGUCGACUGGCGCUGCUACGACACAUUUCUGUUUCCGACGGUGCAGGCGGGUCGUGCGGGGGUGUACCACGACAGCGUCAUCGUGAAGCAGCUGCUGCGGCUCUCCACCAACGAGGAUCAUAUAUUUUUAGCCUCGCCGUACCUGAACAUGUACGCGUCCUUCGUGGACGAGGUGCUACACGGCACGAGCUACGUUGACUGCAUCACGGCGAGUGUGCAGACGAACGGGUGGAAUGGGCAAAAGGGCAUGGCCGGCCGCAUCCCUUUCUUUUACCUGCAGCUGGAGCGUUCCUUCUACUAUCUCAUGAAGGCGUACAACUGCCUGCGUCGGGUGCACAUCCGCGAGUUCUCCGUGAAGGGUUUGACCUUCCACGCGAAGGGCUUGUGGUUCAUGGGCCGGCGGUGCUCCUCAGCCGCCGCCUCCUCCCCAGGCAAGGACGGCGAGGGCGAUGCUAGGCAGCACCACGGCGGCCAUGGUGCCGAUGCCGCGGCCGCAGACCCGUGCCCACCGGAGUGUAUCUCCGCUCCGUACCUCGUCGCGUACGGCAGCACCAACUACGGAUACCGUUCUGUUCACAAGGACGUCGAGGUGGAGGCGUUCCUGCUGACCACCAACGACGCACUGCGCGAGAUGCUGCGGCAGGAGCUGCUCUUUCUUCUCCAGCAGUCUGUCCCAGUCACGGAGACGCAGUUUGUGGGCACGGCAAUGGGCCGCUUCCAGCCUGUGAUCUCGCUGAUCGCUCACCUUGGCCACGAUUUCCUGUAA
Leishmania mexicana MHOM/GT/2001/U1103 is the source of this 2259-nucleotide messenger RNA. Its product is annotated as phosphatidylglycerophosphate synthase-like protein. Gene Ontology annotation, molecular function: CDP-diacylglycerol-glycerol-3-phosphate 3-phosphatidyltransferase activity. The transcript has a single exon. Gene Ontology annotation, biological process: cardiolipin biosynthetic process. The record is from RefSeq and is a predicted model, not a curated record. Lineage: Eukaryota; Euglenozoa; Kinetoplastea; Trypanosomatida; Trypanosomatidae. Gene Ontology annotation, cellular component: mitochondrion. The coding region runs from base 1 to 2259 and encodes 752 amino acids.